GAGGGCUGAAAAGGGGGGAACGUAAAUAGUGAACAGUCCCUUCCUGUUCUCUUUCCUUCUUCCACCUAUCGUCCCUCCGUCGUCAAGCCCGGGAGCAUCUCUCUUUUGAAUUUCUCUGCUUUCUGCUCCGGAGUUAUUGUGGUGCAACCGUAAGAAAUCUCUGCUGCAGAGCUCAAGUGCAGGUCGAGGCUGCGCUGGAGGAAAGGGGGCGGCAGAUCCUGAGAGGAAAAUGGAGGAGCAGGAGUUGACAGACCCCAAGUUGGAGUCAAGAUCAGGGACAGCAGGAGAAAGCUCUUGUGUCCUUCAAGUGGGGAUCCUCAAGCAGAGUUCGAGAGAGACGGCGCCUCUACAACAUGUUAAACAGGAGCCUGAAGAGGGCCUGUCAUCCCAGCGCUGGGAAGCCCAAUGGCAAGAGUUCCUCAAAGCAGUGCAAUCCCCUUGUUCUGGAUGGGGAAACCUACCUCUUCCGACACCGACAGCAUUGGCCAACACUCCAGCUUCUCUGGUCCCCACUGCGAGUGCCGUCAGCUGGGAGGGAGAGCGCCAGAACUUCAGGCAGUUCUGCUACAAGGAAGCUGUGGGCCCACGUGAGGUGUACAGCCAACUCCGGGACCUUUGCCGCCAGUGGCUGAAGCCGGAGAGGCACACCAAGGAGCAGAUCCUGGAGCUGGUGAUCCUGGAGCAGUUCCUCUCCAUUCUGCCCCAGGAAAUCCAGAGCUGGGUGAUGGAACAAGGCCCAGAGACCUGUAUCAAGGCAGUGGCCUUGGCAGAGAGUUUCCUGCAGAGACAGCAAGAAGCAGAGAGGCCAGGAGAGCAGGGGAUGGAAAAGCUAUGCCAGGAGGUGGCUGUAAAUCUCCCAGUAGAAGAUGGUGCUGUGCUGGAAAUCACACAGAGGCAGCAGUGCAGAGAGGUCAAGCAAGAGGUCAAAGAUGAUGUCAGCUUGCUUGGAGCAAAUGAGUGGUGGGAUGAGACUGAAAAGGAGCCACGCUGCAUGUCAUUGGAAGUUGCUGAGCAUCAGACGACAGAAGAAAACGAUGGGAAUGUGGAUGGAUCAAAGUGGCAGGAGAGGAAUGAAGUGGAGGAAUGGCAGAAUAAGUCCAUUGUUUAUGAAAAUGGCCAUGUCCAUGAAAUCACAGUGCAUCAUAGAAUCCACAAUAGGAAAAGAAGGAAUAAAUGCGCUGUGUGUGGGAAAGUUUUCAGAGACGAAGCAUACCUGAAUAAGCACCAGAGAACCCACACAGGGGAGAAACCCUACGAAUGCUUGGACUGUGGAAAGAGCUUCCGUUGGAGCUCAGACCUUCAUAGGCAUCAGAGAACCCACACAGGAGAAAAACCGUAUAAAUGCUCUGAUUGUGGGAAAAGUUUUCGUCGGAGCUCAAACCUGCACCGACACCGGAGAACCCACACAGGAGAGAAAUUGUAUGAAUGUUCAGAAUGCAGGAAAAGUUUCCGUUGCAGCUCGAGCCUGAUUAGCCACAGGCGAACCCACACUGGAGAGAAACCAUACGAAUGUUCGGACUGUGGAAAGAGCUUUCGGCUGAGCUCAAACCUUAUUAGCCACAAGAGAACCCACACUGGAGAGAAGCCAUAUGAAUGCCCUGACUGUGAGAAAUGUUUCCGUCGAAGCUCGCACCUUAAUACCCACAAGAGAAUCCACACAGGACACAAACCGUAUAAGUGCUCGGAUUGUUCCAAAACCUUUUCUGAUCGAUCCAACCUUCUUAGCCACCUGAGGAUACACACAGGACAGAAACCAUAUACAUGCUCAGACUGUACCAAAACCUUUUCCAAUAAAUCCAACCUUCUUAGCCACCAGAGAAUCCACUCGGGAGAGAAACCGUAUGAAUGUUUAGACUGUGGGAAAAGCUUCAGUGUGUGCCAGUAUCUGACCAGGCACCAGAGGAGACAUACAACAGAGAAACUGUAUGAGUGCUCAGACUGUGGGAAAAAGUUCACCCAGAGCCAGUAUCUUAUUCGGCAUCAAAAACAUUCACACAGGAGAAAAAGCACAUGAGCUAUUCUCCUGGAGUUUGCACCUUAACAGCCAUAACACAGAUGUUACAAGAUGGAAACUUUGCAGAUGCUUGAAUUGUAGGAAGAGAUUAAAUCUGAACACAAACCUUAAAAGUUAUCAAAACACAGAAUUGGAACCAUAUAAAUCGGUGUAUCCAAAAACUCUUGAUACCCAGGGUACACGUUUUUCUUCUCUUUCCAUGGAACAUACUUUCCCUGCUUGGGAAUUCUCAGCUUUUAGGCUUCUCCAGACUUUUAUGUACAACUAGUUAAAGCAAAACAUAAGGUUUUACAGAAGCAGUGCAGGUUGCUGUCCUCAUGGUUCGUGUAUCACGUAGCCCAUUUGUUUCACUGGAUACUGGAAAAUCUGUCAUGGAAAGAACAUAGAGCUUAGGUUCAUCCUUUAGCAGUUGCUCUCUUAAAGCGGGGAUGAGGAACUUGCUGCAGCCCUCCAGCUGCUGCUGGACUCCAUCUCCCAUUCGGUCCAGGCAGCAUGGCUGAUGGAUCAGGGAUGAUGGGAGUUGUAGUCCAGCAACAUCAGAAGGUUCCACAGACUCCCCCAUCUCUGCCUGAAAGGACCCCAGGACUCGCACAGCAUACAUUCUAAGAUAUUUUAAGGUUCCAUUAAAGGUUUGACUGGAGAAGAAACUUGCCUGGGGUGGGAAUGCCUGUGGCCCUUGAUCUUAUUCCAUGUGGUCCACCAAGCAGAGAGAGGAAGAGUGAAAAAGCAUCACAAAUUCCUGAAGUUUUGCAAACUCUGCCCACUUUUGGCUCUGGCUUUGCACAUCAUUCUCCGCUGCCGCUGAUUGACCUUUCCCAUUGAUCAACAACCCUUCAUCAGAAAAAAGAUUCCCCAGCAACGGGCGUGUUAAAAGAAAAAUCCGAUUAAAUAAAGAAAAUCACAGAUUACAA
Rhineura floridana is the source of this 2925-nucleotide messenger RNA. Its product is annotated as zinc finger protein 586-like. Lineage: Eukaryota; Metazoa; Chordata; Lepidosauria; Squamata; Rhineuridae. The record is from RefSeq and is a predicted model, not a curated record. The coding region runs from base 230 to 2014 and encodes 594 amino acids. The transcript has 4 exons. Gene Ontology annotation, biological process: regulation of transcription by RNA polymerase II. Gene Ontology annotation, molecular function: RNA polymerase II cis-regulatory region sequence-specific DNA binding; DNA-binding transcription factor activity, RNA polymerase II-specific.